Molecule: messenger RNA, 3809 nt
Organism: Carassius carassius (crucian carp)
Lineage: Eukaryota; Metazoa; Chordata; Actinopteri; Cypriniformes; Cyprinidae
Product: protein phosphatase Slingshot homolog 1-like
Exons: 15
Coding region: 425-3580 (1051 amino acids)
Biological process (GO): actin cytoskeleton organization; negative regulation of actin filament polymerization; protein dephosphorylation
Cellular component (GO): cytoplasm
Molecular function (GO): protein tyrosine/serine/threonine phosphatase activity; actin binding
Source: RefSeq, a predicted model, not a curated record
GAUGGACUUGGGUUACACAAUUUUUUUUUCAUGAAGUAUUUUGGAGUAUUCAGUUUUCAUGACAAAACACACACUCAGCUCCAUUUUUGGUUGCUGAACCAUACAAAUUUCUCGUCGUCAUAGGGACGAAAAAUCUGGCCAUCAAGCAUUACGUUAGUUUCGAGAUAGUCUACAUCAUAAGGGCUCGAAUAGUGUGUGGAUGAUUGGGUGUUGAGUCUGCAUAGGAUGCACUGUUGUCAGGGAGAAGUGCAAGUCACCUUCACGCGGUUGGCCCGGAAGCCCAUAUCCAACGCAGACGAUCACAGAACUACACAAACCACGGACGGCGGUUCCGAAACAAGGUCCAUUAUGUCUGGCCACUAAAUCAACGCUCCAGUCGGGAAGAUAUAGCACAUACAGGUGUUUAUUGGCAUUGUUGGCGUGAAUGAGAAUUUGCAGAAUCUCCGAGUUGGAUGACAAAGCCGAUGAUGGGUUUAUCGUUCCGCUAAAUAGAAUUAAUGCGCCUCUGAAUGCAUUAACCCCGUCACCGGCGGGUCCAGAAUCGGUUAUCUCGGACCGGGGCGCCUGUGAGGUUUUCCUGAACGCUCUACAGAACAGCAAUGGCUCUGGUGACUCUGCAGCGCUCCCCUACACCCAGCGCCGCAUCCUCAGCCAGCACCAACGCGGGGGAGGUGAGUGGAGGCUGACCGGCGGAGGAAAUGCCGGGGAUGCAUGUGAUUUAGGCAGUGAUGAUGAUCGAAAGGCAAACCUAAGCCUGAGUGAAAGUUUCUUCAUGGUAAAAGGGGCAGCUCUGUUUUUACAGCAAGGCAGCAGUGCACAAGGGCCCAGAACACCCACCCAUCAUAAAAAUGCAGGGGAUCUACCACAGCAUCUACAAGUAAUGAUAAACACCCUCCGUGCCGAGGACAGAAUUAAAUUAGUUGUUAGGCUAGAAAGCGGUUGGGCAGACCAUGUGCGGUACAUGGUGGUUGUCUACACAAACGGGCGUCAGGACACUGAAGAAAACAUACUGCUUGGGAUGGAUUUUACAGAUAAGGACAGUAAAAGUUGCUCUAUUGGGAUGACUCUUCCACUUUGGAGUGAUACCAAGAUUCACUUGGAUGGAGAUGGAGGUUUCAGUGUGAGCACAGCAGGAAGACUACAUGUUUUUAAGCCUGUGUCAGUCCAGGCCAUGUGGUCUGCCCUCCAGGUGCUGCACAAAGCAUGUGAGGUGUCCCGCAGAUACAACUAUUUUCCAGGAGGGAUGGCCCUUACAUGGGUUGGCUAUUAUGAGAGCUGCAUCUCCUCAGAGCAGAGCUGUAUCAAUGAGUGGAAUGCUAUGACAGAUCUGGAGACCACACGGCCUGAUUCGCCAGUCAUGUUUUCUGAUCAGCCAACAGAGAGCGAGAGAACGGAGUGUAUGAUCAAAACCAAACUCCGAAACAUAAUGAUGUUUCAAGACCUGGAAAAUAUUACUUCUAAGGAGAUCCGAAAUGAACUGGAACAACAUAUGAGCUGCAACCUGAGGGAGUAUAAAGAGUUUAUUGACAAUGAGAUGCUGCUUAUCCUGGGCCAGAUGGACAAGGCUACACUCAUAUUUGACCAUCUGUACCUGGGCUCAGAAUGGAAUGCAUCCAACUUGGAGGAACUUCAAGACUCUGGGUUAGUGCUGAUACACAUCGACCGACAGGUUGGGUAUAUCCUCAAUGUCACACGAGAGAUCGACAACUUUUUCCCAGGUACCUUUUGUUAUUGUAAUAUCCGUGUUUACGAUGAUGAGACUACAGAUCUGCUGGCACACUGGAACGAAACCUACAACUUCAUAGUUAAAGCCAAGAAAAACAACUCUAAAUGCCUUGUACAUUGCAAGAUGGGAGUGAGUCGCUCCGCAUCCACCGUCAUUGCUUAUGCUAUGAAGGAGUAUGGAUGGUCACAUGAAAAGGCAUACACUUUUGUCAAACAGAAGAGGAAUAUAGCACAACCCAAUCCAGCUUUUAUGAAACAACUUGCUGAGUACGAGGGGAUUUUAGAUGCCAGCAAGCAGAGACACAAUAAACUCUGGCAACCAGACGAUGAUGAGUAUUCCCUGGAGGGCCUUCAGGCUUCAGCUGCCAGUGGUGACCAGACUCCUCAAUUUUCGUCACUGCAUCCUGAUCAAGAGGAGACCGCUUGGGGCCAUGGUGGAGCAAGUGCUUCUCCCUGCUGCGGAGAAGAGCCAACAGACUAUCUCAAUUACAACUACUACUUCCGGCGACUCUCAGACACUGCUCUGGACAGUGAACCUUCCACGCCAGUUCGAGGUCCUCCGCUUUUAGGCAUGGAACGAGUCUUUAUUGAGAUUGAGGAUGUAGAGAGGGAUGCGUUGUUGGAUGAUGAAGGCUUCCCCAUGGCUCACUUGGCCCUUCCUGGGGAGGGCACAGCGGCCCAGACCUGUGGCCGACUGGAGCCUAUAGAGGACAUGCGCUUGAGGCUGGAGUUUAGCACGGUGGAGGAGGAGGACGAGGAAGAAGCACAAAAGGAGGAGGCAGAGAUGGCCGCCUUAGCUCGUGGCGAGGAGACGCCGAGGGAAGACGAGAGCCUGGCUAACUCGAACCGCUUUAACAACGAGAACGCCAACAACAGCAACAGGCUGGCCGGGAAACGCAGCUGCCCUUCUGGCUUUGACGACAGUGCUAGCAUUGGAAAGCCCUACAAAGUGAAGCCCUCAUAUCAGUCGUGCCGAGACUGCCUGCGCCUGCCCAGCGGCCGCCGCUGCGAACGUCGCACCCAUCGCCUUAACCUGUCACGUCACACUGGCCUGCCCAGUAUGUCCAUCCAGGCCCCCAGAGGACACAAAUUCAGUCCUGUCAUCGCCAAUAAGGUGCCUCCUCCUGCCACUCUGCAUCACAUGAGCAGCGGGCACUGCCAGAGCAUUCGUUGCUUCGGUCGAGCCAACUCAGACACUUGCCACAAGCAACCGAGCUGCGAAGACCUUCCUCAGGAUUUGCGUUAUUCCUUGGAGACUGAGGACAGAAUGGAAGGGGAGGACGAAGGGAGCAAGGAAAGCUCCAGCAGUCCCGUGACAGAGCUUACUCUCCUAAGGCUCAGUCUGGGUGGUGAGAGGCCUACGGCGGAGCUCAGUCAGGGGGCCCACCUGGAAACACAGCUGGUGCAAAUGUCCGAUCCUCAGUUGGAACAGAUGGACUUGAGCAUAGAGGACUCUGCCAUAGAGGACAUGGAAGUGGACGAGGGAAACAUCCCCAGCUUGCACCCUGGCUCCAGUGAACUCAAGAAAACACUCACACCGGACUCGGCCCUGAAACGCAGCUCUAGCAGUGACAGUCUGCCGAGAAUUUGUAGAGGCCAGCCAGUCAUGGUAUGUCAGCGAGCUCGAGAGAUCGAGACCCGUGUGCGGCACGCCGGACUGACCAUGUCCUCCCAACUCAAAAGGUCUAUUUCACUUGCCAAGCUAGGUGACUUGGCCAUCUCCAGAGAGGACCUGACGCUCUCCACCGCACUCUCCAUUGACUACGAUGACCAAGAGCCUGCUCUUUGCGUGCAAUCCUCUUGCUCCCCCAAGCUCUCUUUAACUCCAACUGUGUUGCAGAGUUUGAAAAGCUGACUCCAAGAUGUCAGAACUGCUUUCUCAGUGAAUGGGACCGAUCCAGUCCUACAGCCAUCGAGAGCGACCAUGGAGGCUGAUGCUGCAAGACACCUCGUGAGAACAAUCAGGCCAGGCUUGGAUGUCCUUCCAGCAGCCCUUUACAUAACUGCACUGCAUUCUUCAUUUGUCUGUCUGUGCUUAAACGAAGAUAUAUAUUAAAGAAUGCUCUGGCUUGGACCUUCAUUAA